Messenger RNA from Rotaria sordida, 915 nucleotides. NCBI's taxonomy places the organism in Eukaryota, Metazoa, Rotifera, Eurotatoria, Philodinida, Philodinidae. The record is from the annotation of a GenBank genome assembly.
AUGGAUUCAUAUGGAUGUGACAGUAGACAACGUCCAUCGAUUACUUUGGAUGCUGGCUACGUUUCAAUUUCAUCACUUAGUAUAUAUCAAUCAUCAAAAACACUUGGUUUACAUGGAAAAAAAUUAAUAUGUGUUAUUUUUACAAUUAUUUGUCUUUUUUUAAUUAGUUUUAUUAAUUUGAUUUGUACUGAAUUGGAUAUCCAGUGUCUUGUAUGGCUUAUGUAUAAACUUGAUUGGUCAUUGUUUGAUGGUGGUGGAUCAAAACUAUUUCGAUUUGAUAAAUAUAAUAAAGAAGUUGAAUUCUAUAAACAUGUAUCAUUAAAAGAAUCAAUUUAUACAACUAAUAUAACUAAUAUAACUGAAAUAAAUUUAUCACCAGGAAAACAAAUUGAUAUAUAUGGUGAUCAAAAUUCGAUUUUAUUUGAUGAUGAUCAAAUAUUAUUAAAUACUGAUAAAUUUUAUUUGAAAAAUUAUUCUUUAGUUGAUUUUACAAAUCUACAAUCGUUUAAAUUCGAUAAUGAAAUGAAAACUCGUGUUCAUCUUAAUCGAUUAAAUUCUCAACAUAUACAUAAUAAACAUUUAAGUCUAACUGCAACAAAUCAAUUAGCAAUAUUAAAUAUUACUCAUGCUUUUUUCUAUAGUCAAAAUUUAGUAUUAGAAGCCAAUAGACAUAAUCGUCGAUCAAUACUUCGUUUUAGUAAUUAUCCAAGAAAAAAUCGAUUUUUUCAUUCUUAUCAAAAAACUUCACAUGAAAAUUUACAUUUCAAAAGUGAUUCUGUAUUUUUGGAUUUACCUCGAUUACCAUUACUAGGCAAUACUCAUCGCAGUGAAUCUGGCAUUUAUCGUAUAUGUAUUUGUAAUACAACAUUUUUAUUUUUACGCAGUUUUGCUCAUCAACCAUGUCCUCUUUGUUAG